Molecule: messenger RNA, 3472 nt
Organism: Manis javanica (Malayan pangolin)
Lineage: Eukaryota; Metazoa; Chordata; Mammalia; Pholidota; Manidae
Source: RefSeq, a predicted model, not a curated record
CCCGGCGCUGCUUGAUUUCCCCUUUCCCCGCCCCGGCCUCUCCGGACCUCCUCCGGCGCCGACCCCGCACCCCACGCGCUUGCAGGACCCUCCGCGCCUGAAGCUGGCUGCCGGGAACGGCCCCUGGGCGGCGGGUGCGGCGUGCCCGGGCGGAGAAUGCCUAAAUCAAAGGAACUUGUUUCUUCAAGCUCUUCUGGCAGCGAUUCUGACAGUGAAGUAGAUAAAAAGUUAAAGAGGAAAAAGCAAGUUACUUCAGAAAAACCUGUAAAGAAGCAAAAGACUGGUGAAACUUCAAGAGCCCUGUCAUCCUCUAAGCAGAGCAGCAGCAGCAGAGAUGAUAACAUGUUUCAGAUUGGGAAAAUGAGAUAUGUCAGUGUUCGGGACUUUAAAGGGAAAGUCCUAAUUGAUAUUAGAGAAUAUUGGAUGGAUCCAGAAGGUGAAAUGAAACCAGGAAGAAAAGGUAUUUCUUUAAAUCCUGAACAAUGGAGCCAGCUGAAGGAACAGAUUUCUGACAUCGAUGAUGCAGUAAGAAAACUGUAAAAUCAGAGCCAUAUAAAACCUGUACUGUUCUUACUGUUUUAAUGUCUUUUUACAUUGGCUUUUGUUUUCUAAACCUUGUUUUCCAAGCUAUUGUAUAUUUGGAUUGCAGAACAAUUUGUAAGAUGAAUACUUUUUUUUUUAAUGUGCAUUAUUAAAAAUGUUCUGAGUGAAGUUCUGAGUGAAGCUAAUUGUAAACUUGAUUAAGGAGGGUUGUUUUGUGCCCACCAUCUAGUGUAAAAUAAAAUCAAGUAAUACAGUCUCAACUGUUGUGGCCUUCUUUGAUCAGAAGAAGUUGGUACUAUUUAAGGCCAAAAGUAACAGUUUAUAGACCUUUUUAGUUUCAGCUCAGCUUUUGACACUCAAAAGGAUUUGUAUUGCAUUGAAUUUGUAAUCUUUUUUGAAAUCCAUAGUCGGUCUUUUUUUUUCCAACCCAAAUGUCUGGACUUGUUUGGUUUUUCUACCCCAGUGAUAUUAUACUUUCCCCUUUUUUUCUUUACUUCAUUUUCCUUUAUAACAUAUAUUGUCACAUUCUGUUUUCAUUUCACUUUUUGCUCUUUUCUUUGGACAGAUUAUGCUAAUUUGAAAAGUCAGUUGAAAGUUCAAAAUGUUAGUUAUCUCACUUAAGGUACUUGUAGUUAAAAUAUUAUAUGAGAAUUAACAGUCACUAAUUCUACUGUAUUAAAUAUUAGGAGAUAGAGUUUGAGAAACAACAUGGCUUGUAUGGACACUCUGAGCAGUAAGUGUAUGUCGUUACCUGUAGUGUUCUGUGUAAUUAUUGCAUAGUCUGCAGAAAAUAAUGACUUAGAUAUCUGAUUUGCUUUCACUCACUAAACAUGUUCACCAUGGGGUAAUGUUUAUACAAUCAGAUAUUGUUAAAUUAGACUAGGAUUUAAUAAAAAUUGUGAAAGCUUUCUUGGCCUAACAUUUUAUUUUAUAACAUUGAGUAUGGAUUAUAUGUAGCCAGAGAUAAUACCACAGAGCUUUACUGUCAUAGUAGGUAAUGUGGUCAGUUUUAGGAGAAAGAGCAUAAAGAGCAUACAUAUAUUGUGUUUUGGCCUUUGCUUCAGUAGACUUGGUUCUUUUGUAUUUAAUCUGCUGGACAAUGGCAUUCUAGUCUUAAUGUUGCUAGUUUUUAGCAGGCACUCUAAAGUGAUUUUCACUGAAGCAUAAGGAAGACGCAGACACAUUGAGGCACAGAUUUCAGGGGCUUUGCAGCAAUAAAUGGGGCAUGGUGUGCCUUAGGAAAAGAAUGUAAAGGAAAGGAAUUGAAAUUAAAGAAGGCGACAGUGAAGAGGAAGGAAUUCUCUUCAAACUAAGUAACACAUUUUGAUCACAUUGAUGGGGAACAAUUCUGGAUAGAAUAGUAAAAAGAAAGGUUGAAAUACAUAUACAAAAUUCUUACUGACAAAUAAUGUUUGGUAGCUAAUCUCAGAUGGUUACUGUCAUAUUAGAGGGGUGUACUAUUAUACCAAUUUUGAUUACUAUGUCUAAAAUGUUUUAUAAUAGAAUUGUUAAGGACUUGAUUUCAGAACUAUAAGCCAGGCCACAUACAGUUACCAGUUUUUUCCUGGAAGAUAUUCUAAGAAUUUCUUACUUUUUUGGAUGAUUUUUUUUUUAUAGUGUUUUUAGCAGUAGCCCUAAUAGGUGCAUAAUUGGGGAAAUAUAGAAAUCCUCUUUUCUGGUAUUUAGCCUUCAUCAAAUAAUAGGUAUGAAAGUGUUCAAAAUAUGCAUUUUAGACAAAUUAUACUUGAUUGGUAACUUUCCCCUUAUUUGGGAACAUAUAUGUGUCCCCUUGACUUGGUAGAUUUGUAAAGUGUUCCUUAUUCUACAUAAAGGGUAGUUAGAACUUUGAUUUUGGUGGGGAAGAAGAUAAGGUAUAAAUUUCCUAGGUUUAUAUGAUUUUAGGGGCUGUAUGCAUUUUGAAACAAUCUGCUAAUACAGAGACGGUGCUGAAAUCGAUUACUAGGCAUUUUCUACCUGUUCAGCAUUAUGUUGUUAAAACUGUCUUAUAAGUGUUUCUCUGGCAGAAUUCGGUAAGUUGACUGCUAAAUUCAUUUAAAUGUAUUACUGAAUAUGCAAUAUACAAAAAUUAUUAAUUGUGUGUGUGUAGGAAAGGAUAAGAACUAGGUUAAAAGAAGAGACCAAAUAACUUGUACUGAAAAGGAAAGCUGGGGCACUUUUUCUGUUGAGGCUUGUCUUUCCUAGUAAGAUUUCUUCCAGGAAGGAAGGUUGGCAUUUGAGGCAGUAGUUUUUUACCUUGUAAUGUUAAAGUGAAUUUAAUUAAUGCCAGCCCUUGAAUGUACUUAGUAGGAGGGCUUUUUUAAUGGGUUUUUCCUCUUUGUCUUUUAAAAUACAAGCAGCAUUUGACCGAUUUCCAAUGCUCUUGGCAUUUUAAGAACAACUACAAAAAAGAAAGUCUUUUAAUUUGCUUAUUCUCUUUUGCUUUGCUUCAUAAAUGCCUAAGAACUUCUUUUGAAGAAUAUUCCUACCUCAUUAGCUAGUCAAGAUGCUGUGAUGAUUAACAUUCUAUGUGAUGUGUUUAGGAAAAGAGACUUAGGGAGAAAAACAUACAUCCUGGCUUGGCUAUUGAGGGGAAAAGAGAGAAUUGAGUAUUAUUUAUUCCUGAUAGAGGUAUGUUAGAUGAGUACUAUAAAAGACGUUUUCUAAAAGUGCUGGCUAAUAUUUAGGUAUCUCUCCUGAAAUUCUUCACUGUUUACUUUUUAUGGAAAUAUGGUGAAACACUCAAAAGUUCUUUUUUAAGUGGUUUUUCCAGAUAAACUCUAGAUGUAAACAUUCACAUAAUCACAAACAUGUAAUUCUGUAAUUGUGGAAUACUGUAUGUAUUGUUUGAUACAUCUUCCAUGGAGAUGUCAGUGACUAUAAUACUCAAUCUGUGAAUAUUUUAAAUGUUGAAAUAAAAGUAAGAAAUGUA